This is a messenger RNA of Hippopotamus amphibius kiboko, 345 nucleotides long. RefSeq names its product spexin hormone (gene SPX). Gene Ontology annotation, molecular function: neuropeptide hormone activity. Gene Ontology annotation, cellular component: cytoplasm. Bases 55 to 345 code for a protein of 96 amino acids. Gene Ontology annotation, biological process: positive regulation of gastro-intestinal system smooth muscle contraction. The transcript has 5 exons. NCBI's taxonomy places the organism in Eukaryota, Metazoa, Chordata, Mammalia, Artiodactyla, Hippopotamidae. The record is from RefSeq and is a predicted model, not a curated record.
GGAUUCAGAAGUCUGGUGGUAACAGCCUUGACUCUUUUCCUUGUGUUUUGUUUCAUGGGAAAUUCCAGCAGUGCUCCUCAGACACUCUUCCAGAGAAGGAACUGGACUCCUCAAGCUAUGCUCUACCUGAAGGGUGCACAGGGGCGCCGCUUCAUCUCCGACCAGAGCCGGAGGAAGGACCUCUCCGACCGGCCGCCGCCCGAAAGACGAAGCCCAAAUCCCCAACUACUAACUCUUCCAGAGGUAGCAGCUGUGGUAUUGGCUUCCUUGCAGAAACAACAAGAAGCUGGAGAAGAAAACUUUGAUCAAACCAGAUUCCUAGAAGACAGUCUGCUAAACUGGUGA